UAUAUAUUGUCUUCCUCCCGAUCCAUCUCCCUAUAAAACCCUUGAUUUGAAUCCCGUUGGGGACCGAUCUCUCUCUCCCUCGCUCUUUCUCUCCCACUUCGCUCUCCUGCCUCCGGCGACAUCAUCCCCGUGGUAUAAAUUCCUGGGUCCAAGUCCCUUCCUCGGCAGCGAGUAGGGUUCCGACGGUCAAGACUUAGCUCAGGAUCUCGCGAUUGGAGUAUAGUCUAUGGCCACAUUUGAAUUGUACCGAAGGUCCAGUAUUGGUAUGUGCUUGACAGAAACUCUAGAUGAGAUGGUUUCAACUGGAGCCUUGAGCCCAGAGCUUGCUAUUCAAGUUCUUAUGCAGUUUGAUAAGUCCAUGACGGAAGCUUUGGAGACUCAAGUGAAGAGCAAGGUUACUAUUAAGGGUCACCUACACACCUACAGGUUCUGUGAUAAUGUUUGGACGUUCAUCUUGCAAGAUGCAACUUUCAAAAGUGAUGAAUUAAAUGAUCAAGCUAGGAGAGUGAAGAUCGUAGCAUGCGACUCUAAGUUGCUAUCACAGUGAGAGUUCACAUUUUUCUUGUCCUAGGAUCUUCCCUGGGUGGAAAAGUUCUCAUGCUUGUCAAUUGCAACACCUACCCCUCUGCCAAACUUGGUCUCUGGCAAAGUUUAUUUCGUGUAUCUGAACUUGGACAACAUGAGAUGGCAUGCUUAUGUGGAAUUAUUAUCUAUGCUCAAACAAUAAUGUCAACAAACAUUAGUAUUUAGUUCAGUUUGAGGACGUCACAAUGAACAUGAAGUCAGACUUCAUGCA
Zingiber officinale is the source of this 796-nucleotide messenger RNA. RefSeq names its product transcription initiation factor IIA subunit 2. Gene Ontology annotation, biological process: RNA polymerase II preinitiation complex assembly; transcription initiation at RNA polymerase II promoter. The coding region runs from base 227 to 547 and encodes 106 amino acids. The record is from RefSeq and is a predicted model, not a curated record. Gene Ontology annotation, molecular function: RNA polymerase II general transcription initiation factor activity; TBP-class protein binding. Lineage: Eukaryota; Viridiplantae; Streptophyta; Magnoliopsida; Zingiberales; Zingiberaceae. The transcript has 4 exons. Gene Ontology annotation, cellular component: transcription factor TFIIA complex.